CACCGGACAUGCUGCGGCGCCUGUCUUACCUCCAGGACUCGGAGCUCGUGGCCCGGUUCCAGAGGCGAUGCGGACUCGUCCUCGUCGAAGCCGCGCGUCCCGAUCGCGGCGGCCCCGAACCGCGUGGUGGACCUCCGGAGGAAGGAAGACCCGAUCCCCGGGAUGAGAAGGACCCCUCUGAAGACCAGGAGCGCACAGCAUGCGGCCGACCUCGGUACGAGGUGAGGAACUGGCCUCUGCACUUCCUCUUCCUGCUGUCGGCCGGCCUCGGGCACGAGGUCUUCUACAUCACCUGCCUGCCUUGCAUCCACUGGAGCCUGGACCCGUUCCUGUGCCGCCGGCUCGUCAACAUGUGGACUCUGGUGAUGUACGUCGGCCAGGUGAUGAAGGACGUGCUGAAGCUGCCGCGCCCUCUAUCGCCCCCUGUGGUCAAGCUGGAGACGCGCGUCGACGCCGAGUACGGGCUGCCCUCCACGCACGCCAUGGCCGCCACCGCCAUCUCCUUCACGGUGUUACUGAGCGCUCCGUCCAGGAUACAGUUCCAGUUCGAGGUGGGUCUGCUGAUCGCACUGACGCUGUCGUCUCUGGUGUGUCUGAGCCGCCUCUACACGGGCAUGCACUCAGUUCUGGACGUGGUCUGCGGCGCCCUGAUCUCCGCCGCCAUCCUGCUCCUCACCUACCCGUACUGGGAGGCCUUCGACCGCCUGCAGCUCACCAGCCGCGUGUCCCCCGUCGCCGCCCUCUCGCUGCCCCUCCUCCUCAGCUACACGUACCCGGCGGCGGCCCGCUACAGCACCACGCGGGGGGACACCACCACCAUCCUGGGGGCCGGGGCCGGGUCCUCGGUGGGCUACUGGGUGAACCAGCAGCUGGGGCAGACCUUCGAGCCCCGGGGCCGGCUGCCCGUGCCCUUCCCCGCGAUGACGGCGGGCGCCCUGGCGCUGGGCGCCGCCCGCUUCCUCGUGGGGGGCGCGGCGUUGCUGGGAACCAGGCAGGCCGCGAAGACGCUGAGCCUGCGCGCGCUGUACUCGUGGUACGGCGUGCCGAGGAGCGACGGCGACGCCCGGAGGCGCCGGGAGAUCGAGGUGCCGUACAAGUUCGUGACCUACACGGCGGUCGGGCUCGUCAACUCCAUUUUAGUCAACCGGGUCUUCGUCCUGCUGGGGAUACUAUGA
Cyclopterus lumpus (lumpfish) is the source of this 1175-nucleotide messenger RNA. It is a transcript of the gene sgpp2, whose product is annotated as sphingosine-1-phosphate phosphatase 2. Gene Ontology annotation, molecular function: sphingosine-1-phosphate phosphatase activity. The coding region runs from base 9 to 1175 and encodes 388 amino acids. Lineage: Eukaryota; Metazoa; Chordata; Actinopteri; Perciformes; Cyclopteridae. Gene Ontology annotation, biological process: phospholipid dephosphorylation; sphingosine metabolic process. The transcript is spliced from 5 exons. The record is from RefSeq and is a predicted model, not a curated record. Gene Ontology annotation, cellular component: endoplasmic reticulum membrane.